GGGGCGGGGCGGGCUACCCGCAGGUGUUGCGCGGGGGGAGGGGAGAGAGGCCCGUGCUUCAGUAGCUGCUGAGCAGGUAGCUUCGUCGGUUCUCUCCCCCAACCCCUCGCUCCGAACUGACGCCGGGUCCUUCCCUCCUGCCUUUUCAGCCCCGGGAAGCGCGCUUCGGAGGGCGGGGGCCUCAUCUUGUCCCUCGUGGAGCAGGACAGUCGGGAGGACAGGGGUGGCGGUCGGUGGCGUGGCCUGAGGAAGGAAGCGGUUCACUGCAGUUGUAAAAAUGGAGUGGGAGAAAUAACUUGUGUGCAGAAGGAAUGAAGAGAUGAAUGAAAGUUGAAAUGUGUUGCUUAGGAGGAUGUGUCAAUGUGUGUGAAUUGUGCUGGCAAGUGGGCUUUGGAACUACAUCAUGGACUGAUGUCAAAUGUUGCCAAAAUAAUUCCUUAGGAAAAUUCCCAUGCUAUAUUUAAAAGAGGCCUGGUUUACUGCAAACCAAACAAAAAAACCAAAAAUCUACAUUCAUUGUGGGGAUUAGCAGCUUCUUCAUUUAAAUCAGUGACAUAAUGUUAUGAGUGCUGAGCAAGUUUCAUCAUUGUUGGGCCAAGGAACAACAAAAAAGUAUCAAAUUCCAAUCGAUCAUCUGGACUAUAAAUUCAUUGAAAAAUGCACAGAUGUAAAGUAUUUGGAAAAGAUCCUCAGGAUAUUAAGGUCUGGUGAGGAGGGCAUUUAUCCUGAUCUUAUAUCAUUUUGUGAAAAACACCUUGAGUCUUUGGCUCCAGAUAGCAGAGUACUGCGAAAAGAGAAACCUGCAGCCACUGCUUCUGAUUUUACUGCUGAGGAAUGGGAAAAAAUAAAUGAAGAAAUGAAGAGCUGGAUUACAGAAAUGAAAGAAGAGGAGUAUAAAAUUCGGUAUGCCACAACUGAAGUAUUCAGUGAGAAGCUGGAAAAUCUGCCACCAGUUCGUAGUUCAGAUAGCUGUCCUUCUACUAGCCAGAACAAAACUUCAAAAAACAGACAAUUAAAGAAAAAUAUACCAAGGGACUACAGUGAGUGGGAUAAGUUUGAUGUCGAAAAAGAAUGUUCCAAAAUUGAUGGAAGUCACGAAGAAAAUAAUUCUAAAGCCAGUUUUUGUAGUAAGACAAGGUUACCAAAAACAGCUAUAGACACAACAGGCAUGACUACAAAAGAAAAGAACUUUAUUGCUAAUCGUGAAAAAGAAAAAGGCAAUGAAGCAUUUAUCACAGGAGAUUACAAAGAAGCGGUUGUCUACUAUAUUAGGAGCAUAUCUGCAUUCCCCACUGUGGCUGCAUAUAAUAACAAAGCUCAGGCAGAAAUAAAACUACAGAACUGGCAUGUUGCUCUUCAGGAUUGUGAGACUGUAUUAAAAAUGGACUCUGGAAACAUAAAAGCUCUUAUGCGCCGUGCCACAGUGUACAGCAAUCUACAGAACUUCAAGGAAGCUGCAAACAAUUUGAAGAAGGUACUACAAACUGAGCCGGAAAAUGCUAUCGCUAAAAAAAAACUGUCAGAACUUGAGGAAAAACUGACCGAGUUAGAGGUGGUCCCUCAGAAUCAAAUCAAAGUGAAAAGAAUAUUUAUUGAAGAUAUAGAAGAAUCAGAUGGUGAAGGUGGAGGAAAUAAGGCAGAAUAUGAAAAUGGCAGUGGAGAUAAAAAAACUACUGUGCUAGUGGGAGGAGAGAUCACAAGUGAGAAGAUUGAAAUGGGGAAUGCACAAAAGAAGUUUCCCAGCAAAGGAGAUGGCUGUAAAUCGGAACACAGGGACGCACAAAAGCACAGGGACCCUUCGGAGAGUAGUGUUAAAAAAGGCACUCCUGAAAAAAGGAUGCCUAAAGUUUUGCAGGAUUGUAAUAGCGAUGUCAAUGGCUUUCUAAGCAAUGGUAAAAAUAACAGUGAAACUGGAGAAGUUAAAUGGAAGGAUGCAGAAUCCUCAUCAACUGCAAAAAGCAGUCCUACUCUGUGCCCUCCCACUGCAGCAACACUGAAAGCUGAAGGAAAUGAUUUAUUUAAGAAUGGACAGUUUGGAGAGGCUAUGCUUAAGUAUUCCGAAGCAAUUGAAAAUGCCAUCAGUUCAGGAAUCCAAAAUCCAGAGGAUCUAAGUAUUUUGUAUUCAAACAGAGCAGCAUGUUACCUAAAAGAAGGAAACUGUGUUGACUGCAUUCAGGACUGUAACAGUGCACUGGAACUUCAUCCAUAUUCUCUUAAGCCUCUCUUGCGUCGAGCAAUGGCGUAUGAGUCAAUGGAAAGAUACCGGCAGGCGUAUGUGGAUUACAAAACAUUACUUCAAAUAGACAGUGGGAUCCAGGCAGCAAAUGACAGUAUCAACAGGAUAACAAAAACUUUAAUAGACCAGGAUGGUCCAAAUUGGAGAGAGAAGCUCUCGCCAAUUCCAGUUGUUCCUGUUUCUGCUCAGUUACACUGGUGGGAUGGAGGAGGCUUUACUUCGCAGUCGAAACAGAAACCUGCAGCCAGGCAUCGAGAUCAACAACCCCAGAUUCCCAUUGGAAAUCCAGAAGAGAAGUUCAAGACUCUUAAGAAUAAAGGGAAUGAAUUUGUUAAAAAGGGUAAAUAUGAAGAAGCAUUGAUGAAGUACAAUGAGUGCAUGAAGUUAAAUUCCCAGGAAUGUACCAUCUACACUAACAGGGCCCUUUGUUUUUUGAAAAUGUUUCGAUAUGAAGAGGCCAAAAAGGAUUGUGAUUAUGUUCUUCAGAGAGAUGGCUCUAAUAAAAAGGCUUUAUACAGAAGAGCUCUAGCAUACAAAGGACUACAGAACUACAAAGCUAGUAUCGAUGAUUUGAAUAAAGUUCUUCUAAUAGAUCCAAGUAUUGAUGAAGCAAAGAAGGAGCUGCAGGAAAUAACACAGUUGUUUAAACUAAAAAAUGAAGCUAAAGAUACUAGCCAACAAAAGCAAAGGAAAAAAAUUGAAAUUCAAGAGGUGAAUGAGUGUGAGGAAGAGAAGACACAGACCUGCGCAUCAGCAGAUGUGACACUGAAUCACCACAACACCAAAGAUGAGCUUGAAACUACAGUGCCACUGAACAGCCCAGAAAAGCUGACAAUUUCUCAACCAUCAAAUGCCUAUGAAUUUGGCCAGGUUAUAAGUAUUCUGAAUGCCAAUAAGGACAUCUCUGCCUGUGCAGAGCUCUUAAUGGUGACUGAGCCGAAAGAGUUGCCAAGACUUCUAAGCAACAAAUUAGAAGGAGAUGUUUUCCUGCUCUUUAUUCAAGCCCUGCAAUCCAAUGUGUUUUGCCAAGACCUUGGGUUGGCUUACCAGCAUCUUCUCUAUCUGAGUAAAGCUGAAAGGUUUAAGAUGGUGCUGUCACUUCUUGGUAGGAAUGAAGUGGAACAGGUUCAGAAGCUGUUUGAUUCUCUUUCUAAAGAGCAAAACCAACAAUUUUCUUUAGAUGAUUUGGAGAGCCUUAAGAAAGACUUUGAACUGUAAACAACUUCGUGUUGGAAUUGCCUCUUGCAUGCAUUCCCCUUGAUGCUUGCAGGAUGGGCAUAUCAACUAUGCAGACUUGCAUGGGGAAAGUCAGUCUCUUAUCUGGACUGUUCAGUAUGCUGCAGUUUUGUUUGGUUCUGUACAAUACGUGCACACUGAAAACCUGUGAUUAUAUAUUGUAGUUGUAUAUAUUUUAUCCUGCAGGGUUAUACAUGUACAUCUUUACAUUUAUGAGCCUGUUUACUUAUUACUUGGCUCCUGCAAUUGUAUUUACAGUGAGACCGGGUGGAAGACUCAGACUUGUGUGUUUUCCCCCCCCUCCUCACCCCAUACCACUCACAAGGGCACAGAAGUUAACAUAGUAGGAAAUACCCUGUGGGCUGGUUCAGAUGGCCCAUCCCAAACACAUGGAGAAGGAGUGUGGACAUGUAUGUCUCCUCCCCAUCUGGCAUGCUGUCCUGCUGUUGCCUAACCAUGCAUUUAAAUAUGACAAUACUUAUUACUGUACCCUGCACAAUUAGGUGGCAGCAAGAUGGCAUGCUGGGUGGUGGAGGGGAGAGAUGUGUGCACCCACAGUUCUCUAUCACAUGUUUAGGACAGGCUGGUGGACGUAUAAUCUGAACUGAUCUUGCCCUGAGUUUGAGAGUAGGCGUGUGUCCGAACCGGUCCGGCGGCCAUUCUAUAGAAUGGCCGAACUGCCAGACCGGUUCUGCCCUGGUUGGUCCGGGUCCGGGUGGGGGGGGUAUUGCUUUAAGGGCGGGAGGGCUUGUUUACCCCUCCCGCGCCUCUUUGCCCCCGCCAGUGGCCGUAAUCUACUGUAAAAUUGGGGCGCUGGAAACCAGCCGCCCCAGCCGCCGCCGCUUCCGCCGUGCCCCCCCCGCGAGCAAAUUAGAGAUAAAAAAGGCUACUGCCUACAAGGAAAGGCUACUGCCGCCCUGCCGCCCCCCCACCCGCCACCCCCCCACGAGU
Hemicordylus capensis (graceful crag lizard) is the source of this 4423-nucleotide messenger RNA. It is a transcript of the gene SPAG1, whose product is annotated as sperm associated antigen 1. The record is from RefSeq and is a predicted model, not a curated record. Gene Ontology annotation, cellular component: cytosol; mitochondrion. NCBI's taxonomy places the organism in Eukaryota, Metazoa, Chordata, Lepidosauria, Squamata, Cordylidae. Bases 563 to 3454 code for a protein of 963 amino acids. The transcript has 20 exons. Gene Ontology annotation, molecular function: heat shock protein binding.